This is a messenger RNA of Lonchura striata (white-rumped munia), 1760 nucleotides long. It is a transcript of the gene RHBDL1, whose product is annotated as rhomboid like 1. Gene Ontology annotation, cellular component: membrane. Lineage: Eukaryota; Metazoa; Chordata; Aves; Passeriformes; Estrildidae. The record is from RefSeq and is a predicted model, not a curated record. Gene Ontology annotation, molecular function: serine-type endopeptidase activity.
GCCGGCCCCGGGCGCGGGGGAGCGGCGGAGCCCUCAGCCCGCCGGGUGCAUGGACAGGAGCUCCCUGCUGCAGCUCAUCCAGGAGCAGCUCGACCCCGAAAACACCGGCUUCAUCGGCGUGGAGACGUUCGCCAGCCUGGUGCACAGCCAUGAGCUGCCCCUGGACCCCGCCAAGCUCGACAUGCUGGUGGCCCUGGCACAGGGCAACGACGAGGGGCAGGUCUGCUACCAGGAGCUGGUAGACCUGAUGAGCAGCAAGCGCUCCAGCAGCUUCAAGCGCGCCAUCGCCAACGGGCAGCGGGCGCUGCCCCGCGACGUCCUGCUGGACGAGACCGGCCUCGGCAUCUACAAACGCUUCGUCCGCUACGUGGCCUACGAGAUCCUGCCCUGCGAGAUGGACCGGCGCUGGUACUUCUACCAGCACCGCACCUGCCCGCCCCCCGUCUUCAUGGCAGCCGUCACCCUCACCCAGAUCAUCGUGUUCCUGUGCUACGGGGCCCGGCUGAACAAGUGGGUGCUGCAGACCUACCACCCCGAGUACAUGAAGAGCCCCCUGGUCUAUCACCCCGGGCACCGGGCGCGCGCCUGGCGCUUCCUCACCUACAUGUUCAUGCACGUGGGGCUGGAGCAGCUGGGGUUCAACGCCCUCCUGCAGCUGAUGAUCGGGGUGCCCCUGGAGAUGGUGCACGGCAUCCUGCGCAUCAGCUUCCUCUACCUGGCCGGGGUCCUGGCAGGCUCCCUCACGGUCUCCAUCACGGACAUGAGGGCCCCCCUGGUCGGGGGCUCGGGGGGGGUCUACGCCCUCUGCUCUGCUCACCUCGCCAACGUCGUCAUGAACUGGGCCGGGAUGCGCUGUCCCUACAAGCUGCUGCGGAUGGUGCUGGCGCUGGUGUGCAUGAGCUCCGAGGUCGGCCGCGCCGUCUGGCUCCGCUUCUCGCCGCCGCUGCCGGCCUCGGGGCCGCAGCCCAGCUUCAUGGCGCACCUGGCGGGGGCCAUCGUGGGCAUCAGCAUGGGGCUGACCAUCCUGCGCAGCUACGAGGAGAGCCUGCAGGACCAGUGCGGCUGGUGGGUGCUGCUGCUGUCCUACGGCACCUUCCUGCUCUUCGCCGUCUUCUGGAACAUCUUCGCCUACGACCUGCUGGGGGCACAGAUCCCCCCCCCGCCCUAGCCCGCCCCCUCGCCCCGACCCUGCGGUUCGUUUGUUUGCCGAGCCCGGCGGAGGGGCUGGGGGGUCCCCGCGCGUGACAUGGGGACAGGCCACCCCGCCGCCCGUCCCCUCGGUGCUAGCGAGCGCGCCGCCCGCCCCGGUGUCCCCGCCGCCCCCGCUGUGCCCGGCCCCAGGGGAAGCUCCGGCCCCGCCCCGGCGCCGCCGCCCCUCGGGAAGGAGCCGGGCCCGGGGACCCCCGCCGGCUCCCGGACCCCCUUUCCAGGACCUGCACUUGCACACGAAGGACUGGUGCCAAAAGAGGAGCCAUUUAUUUUUCUAUGCCAAAAUAAAUAUAAAUAAAAGAAAGAGGAAUAAUAAUAAUAAUAAUAAAAAAAAAGAAUAAAAAGAAUACGGGGAGAGCCCGGCAGGAAUCGGCUGAGACCGGCACAAUCAUUUUGGCAGUGCCCUCGGAGGCACAGCCCCCCUCCCCGCGCCCCGGGCCCGCUUUGCUGACCCCCGGCACGGGGGCCUGGCUCGGGAUGGGGGCGCGGGGGGUCCCCGCUCUAACCCCCCCCAGACCUUUUUGAAGUAUAAAUAAAUAUUUUGCACACUG